Molecule: messenger RNA, 552 nt
Organism: Colletotrichum truncatum
Lineage: Eukaryota; Fungi; Ascomycota; Sordariomycetes; Glomerellales; Glomerellaceae
Source: RefSeq, a predicted model, not a curated record
AUGGCCACUACUUACUUUUCUCAGUCACUGCCAACGACCAUGACCACUCUUGCGCCGUAUCACAUUAUUUCGUAUGCGACAUUGCUCGGCACGACCCUCUUUCAAACCUUUGUCAACACAAAAGUCUGCCACAGCGCGCUCCCUAAAUCCGCAUUUACCACUCUUCAAAAGAGAAUCUUUCCGAUAUAUUUUCGAUGCCAGACUUUCCUUUUGGUCUUAACGGCCCUCACAUUUCCUCCCGGCGGUCCGGCCUCUCUUGUAAAGGAAAAGCGGGACUGGAUCCCUUUCGCCAUUGCAGGAGUCACGGCAGUUUUGAAUCUGCUGGUUUACGGACCAAGGACGAGACAAGCGAUGAUUGAUCGUAUCCAUCAGGAAACUCGCGAUGCCAAACUGCCGAACACUGUUGAUGAGAUAAGUCCGGAUAUGCAGGCUUGCAGAAGGCGGUUCUCGAGAAACCAUGCCAUGAGCAUUCAUCUCAACUUGAUUUCCAUUUUUGCCAUGGUAUGGUACGGCGUUAGACUUGCGUCUCGGCUGAACAUCGAGAUGGAGUGA